AUGGCCCGCUCGUUGCCAGAAAAUGUACAGACCUUUGAUGCAUCGUCAAGCUACCCGUCGCCAGUCUCCGCGACGACUCCUCAAGGAUUAGGGUUCUCAACCGUUGGGUUGGGCAUCUCUGGCUGUGGCCUAGAGCCCGGCUUCAACAACCUCAGGGUAAUUCCCGGUGCAGUGCCUUUUGCAGCUUCCGCAACUGCCCCGAGCCAGAUGGUUCCCAUUGAAAGUUACUACGGCAUCACUAUGAAAGUCGACGAUUUCUCCAGGCCGUGCUUCUCGGUCCACAAUGGCCUCCCGCCCGCCUCCGACUCUCCGAUCAAUCUCUACGACUCCCAGACCAUGGGCGUAUCCCCAAGCUACAAUACCUCCUUAGAGGUUGGUGGACAGGGCACUUUUACACAGUCGCUUGAUUCCUGGGCUCCGACGUCGUGUUCCGGACCGACAACUCCACUGGAAGCCGUUGUCGCCACCGGUCAUUGGGAUCAGCCCUACUUUCCAGAGUCGUGCAUCACCGCGAACCCACCGAGAUUACCGAUCAGCAGCGGUCCGUACCAUCAUAUGGCAGUCACAGGGGGAAGCAGACCGCCCACGAGUCAUUACCACGCAGCACGACUUUCUUCUUCUCCUCGCAGCACCACUUCAUCUGAAUGUGUCAUCCCAAAUAUCCCCCAGAAAGUCAAUAAAAAUCACAGAUGCAGCAAAACUCAGAUGGACAAGGACAUGGAUGGGGGACGCAAAUGUCGCGUGUGUGGUUUCGUCUUUACCAGACGCUCCAACUGCACGGAGCACGAGAAACGACAUGACCCCGGCUUCAAGAAAGUCUUCUGCGACGAGUGCAAAAAGGCAUUUGGGAGAAAUGCGGAUCUCCGGAGGCACAUCGAAAGUGCAAGUCAAGUGACAGAGUCCGACAAUGAUACGUGCUGA
Molecule: messenger RNA, 921 nt
Organism: Penicillium cinerascens
Lineage: Eukaryota; Fungi; Ascomycota; Eurotiomycetes; Eurotiales; Aspergillaceae
Exons: 1
Coding region: 1-921 (306 amino acids)
Source: RefSeq, a predicted model, not a curated record